Messenger RNA from Sphaeramia orbicularis (orbiculate cardinalfish), 2878 nucleotides. It is a transcript of the gene angptl1a, whose product is annotated as angiopoietin-like 1a. Bases 480 to 1943 code for a protein of 487 amino acids. Gene Ontology annotation, biological process: fibrinolysis; blood coagulation, common pathway; blood coagulation. Gene Ontology annotation, molecular function: extracellular matrix structural constituent; protein-macromolecule adaptor activity. Lineage: Eukaryota; Metazoa; Chordata; Actinopteri; Kurtiformes; Apogonidae. The transcript is spliced from 7 exons. Gene Ontology annotation, cellular component: fibrinogen complex. The record is from RefSeq and is a predicted model, not a curated record.
AAGGCAUCAGUUGUCAGAGCUCAGUCUGUUCAAGUGGCCGGCUUUUGAACCAUGCCCCAGCCUGAGCCCUAGGGCAGCCGAGUCCACGGACAGAAGGAGCACAUCACUGGGACUUAGGCCUCGACAGAAGACUUCAUAGUGCUGACUUCUGGCUGCGGGACAGAGUGGAGAGUUGGUGGGAAAAGGACAGUACCUCAGAGUGGAGGCAAAAGACUUGGAGAAAGAGACCAGAGAGAUGAGUCCUGAGCACUGCCGGUCUGGGAAGACACAGUACAUACACAGGUGAAACUAUAACUGCAGGAAACACACCCCCACCACUGGUAACUAAAAGGAGUCUGCAUGGGAAUAUGAAGUCCGUGUGUACUGAGGAAAGAGCUGUAAAUAGGUGACACUGCAGUAAAGGAAAGGAGCAAAGCCUGGGGGGGAUUUGGAGAAAGCACCAGUAGCUGUCCAUCUAUCCAUUGAACCAGCGAGCAGCGAUGCAGGGGCUGAUGUGGAGCCUGUGCACCCUACUCUGCCUCUCCGUCUGGGAACAAAGUUACUGUAGGAGUUCCAGGGAAAUCCAAAGAACCAAAGAGCCUUCUCUUCACAGGAGGAAGAGAGCUCCUCAGGACCCUGACGCUAAAAAGUGCUCCUAUACCUUCCUGGUACCCGAGCAGAGAAUCACAGGUCCAAUUUGUGCCAGCACAACGGGCCCUGAGCCAGACAAGGACAGAGUGACCCGUAUGGACAUUGCAGAUGUGCGGGAGGUGCUCAACAAACAGCGGCGUGAGAUUGAGACGCUGCAGCUGGUGGUGGAUGUGGAUGGUAACUUGGUGAAUGAGAUGAAGCUUCUAAGGAAAGAGAGCCGAAACAUGAACUCCAGGGUGACCCAGCUCUAUAUGCAGCUGCUGCAUGAGAUCAUCAGGAAGAGAGACAACUCUCUGGAGCUGGCCCAGCUGGAGAACCGUGUCCUCAACGUGACCUCGGAGAUGAUGCGACUAGCUUCCAGGUACAAGGAAUUGGAGGCCCGUUUUGCCAACAUGGCCGGGGUGGUCAACAAUCAGUCCAUUCUCAUCAGUGCGCUGGAGGAGCAGUGUCUGCGGACCCUGGGGCGCAGUGAACUCCCUGCUGUACCCCCUCUGGUACAGGUGGUGCCUCAGAAUAUACCGGUUAACAGUCGUUUCACCAAUGAGAUACAGCGAGUCAAUAACAAUCGCGCCUUUCCCCGAGGAUCUCGCAUGGACUCCCCUACUGCAAGCCCAUUUGGAAUCGAGCCUCCUCCUCCACAGGGAACCCUCACAUCAGACGGUCCCUUUAAGGACUGUUACCAGGUGCGACAGGCAGGUCACACCACCAGUGGGAUGUAUCUGCUGAGGGCAGACGGCAGUGAGCGGCUGAUCCAAGCCUGGUGUGAACAUGGUCUGGACAACGGAGGAUGGACGGUUUUGCAAAGGAGGAGAGACGGCUCUGUUAACUUCUUUCGGAACUGGGAGAACUACAAGAGAGGCUUUGGUAACAUUGAUGGUGAGCACUGGCUGGGGCUCGACAACAUCUACAACCUGGGAAAACAGGGCGACUAUAAGCUGAUGAUAGAGCUGGAAGACUGGACGGGGAAGAAAGUGUACGCCGAAUACAGCAGCUUCCGUCUGGAGUCUGAGAGUGAGGGCUAUCGCCUGAGGCUGGGCACCUACCAGGGCAACGCAGGGGACUCCUUCAGCAGUCACAACGGCAAACACUUCACCACACUAGACCGAGACAAGGACGCCUUUUCUGGUAACUGUGCCCACUUCCAUAAGGGUGGCUGGUGGUACAACGCUUGUGGCCAGACCAACCUGAAUGGUGUUUGGUACAGUGGGGGAGUUUACCGCAGCAAAUUUCAGGAUGGAAUCUUCUGGGCGGAUUACGGAGGAGGUUUCUAUUCCCUCAAGUCAGUUCGUCUGAUGAUCCGACCGAUCGACUAAAACCUCUGACCCUGGAUCCCUCCUGAGGAUCCUCACACUCCUUCCUUAUUAUUAUCUACACAUCAAUAAAUCCAUGACUACGAAGGAAGAGACGGUGGCAUGUGUUUAUGGCCAGACAAUAAACACUCCCACAGUCUGCACAGUGGCUCUCUGGAGUCGACUAACUGAGAUGGAGAUUGAUGGCAUUGCCUCUUGAAGUAACUGCUCUCCUGAGUCUGGACAGUAAUAGCCCAUCAAGCUCUCUGGGACCAAUCAGUAUAAGUCUUAACUGUCCUGUUUUACUUACUCUUGUUGAAACUCAGUAUGCAAUAAAGGGAAAUGGUCAUUUACUAAAGACAUGAGAUUUCUUCUGAGCAGCUAAUGGCGACUUGUUGAACUUAGCAAUACCCGUUCCAGGGGGAUGUACUGGGAUGUUUAGCCUAAUGUCCAUGAAAAAUGAUCCAAUUUAAAUUUGUGUUGCCAAUUACAAUAGUGGACACCCAAACGGCUGGAAGACAGGCCUUGUUAAACUAACUUCUGGGGUCUUCUAUGACCCCCAAAGAACAUGAACUCAUGCAACAAUGUGCUGUCCAAUGUGCAAAUGGCUGAGAUGGCUUUGGUAUGUAAAUAUCUUUGGCUUUAUUUGUGAAAGUUAAUUUAAGAGGUGUGAUUCUACUCAGGCCAAAUGUUCACAAUGUUGUCACUCUUGCCAUUCUCUGUUAUUUAUCAGUGUAUUUAUGGAAAAUGUAGUCUGGGGGCAUUUUGUAUUUUAGCCCUGAAAUUUACAAUUCUAAUCUUUUUUUUUUUUUAAUCCCAUUAAAGUCAUUAAAACACAUGAACAGAACACACACAUGCACACACAAAUCCAGUGUCCAGUGGUGUCUAGUUUACUAGAUGAUGGGGAUAUGCACUGCCAAUUUUCAUCCAAGUCAAAUUAAACUCUUUUGUAAACGUUG